AUGAGCACAGGCAGGUUAUUAAGAACUUUAUCCUGUAUGGAUGAGGACAACGUGACUGGGGGCCGGUCCCAGGGCUUGGUCCUGCAGCCUGCCUGGGACUACCUCCACCAGAACCACCACGACCUCCUGAGGAGCCCUCUGUUCCCCGUUGUCCUCUCGGUCACCACCUACUUCCUCCUGGUUGGCCUUUACACCACGCUUGACCUGCUGGCUCCCACCUGGCCCUGCAUCAACCGCUACAGGCUCCACCCUGACAGACCCGUCACCUGGCCUAACAUCUGGACGACCCUGGGCGUCACCAUCUACAACCAUCUGCUUUACAUCUUUCCCGCUGCAGUCGGCCAGUGGCUGUGGAGGCCGCCCGUCCCGUUGCCCCGUGAGGCACCCACUCUCUGUAGCUUCUUCCUGGGCAUCCUGGGCUGCAUGGUGGUCUUUGACUUCCAGUAUUACCUGUGGCACCUUCUGCACCACCGGGUACCAUGGUUGUACCGCACGUUCCACGCCGUGCACCACCAGUACAACCAGCCCUUCAGCCUCGUCACCCAGUACAUGUCUGGCUGGGAGUUAUUCAGCGUGGGAUUUUGGGCUACAAUAGACCCCAUCCUGCUGCAGUGCCACUGCGUCACAACAUGGGGCUUCAUGGUCUUCAACAUCUACAUUUCCACUGAGGACCACUGCGGCUACGACUUCCCGUGGGCCAUGCAUAACCUGGUGCCCUUUGGCCUCUGGGGUGGUGCACCCAAGCACGAUGCUCACCACCGGCGGCCCAGCACUAACUUUGCCCCGUUCUUCUGCCACUGGGACUGGCUCGGAGGCACCGACACUGUUCCAACGGAGCCAGACGAGAUGAAAGGGAGGAAAAACUAA
This is a messenger RNA of Cottoperca gobio, 867 nucleotides long. It is a transcript of the gene ch25hl2, whose product is annotated as cholesterol 25-hydroxylase like 2. The record is from RefSeq and is a predicted model, not a curated record. The transcript has a single exon. Gene Ontology annotation, biological process: lipid biosynthetic process. Gene Ontology annotation, molecular function: iron ion binding; oxidoreductase activity. Bases 1 to 867 code for a protein of 288 amino acids. NCBI's taxonomy places the organism in Eukaryota, Metazoa, Chordata, Actinopteri, Perciformes, Bovichtidae.